Trichophyton rubrum CBS 118892 is the source of this 1632-nucleotide messenger RNA. RefSeq lists its product as uncharacterized. The record is from RefSeq and is a predicted model, not a curated record. Bases 285 to 1196 code for a protein of 303 amino acids. The transcript has a single exon. Lineage: Eukaryota; Fungi; Ascomycota; Eurotiomycetes; Onygenales; Arthrodermataceae.
CCUUCAUUUCGAUACAAUCCAGUUGUGAUAAGGCUACCCCCGGUGACCGAAGGACAGGCUAGCUAUCAAUCAACAAGCUCCCACGGUCUCCGAAGGUUACGCAGCCGCCCUCUUCCCUUUUGAAUAGAAAUAGCGCCGUAAGAGGGAAGGAAGAAAAAUAGAGGACUGCAGGUAACAGACAACGAAUCGACGUAAUAAAUCUGUCAGCAUUUAGCAUUUCGUUGUUUGGUUGUUUUGCCCCUGUCCUUUGGUUGGUUGAGUCGUGGAAAUUCCCCUUUGCGGCGAUGUUUGUAUCGCCCUCGCCGCUGCCCAAGGCCGAGGCCGAGAAGGAGCGGCUGGUCUGGUACUUGGCUUAUGGAUCGAACCUUUCGGCCAAAACCUUCCGUGAAGAUCGCGGCAUGACACCGCGGGCGGCUGUUGCCGUUAAGGUCGCUGGCUGGCGGCUGGCCAUGUCCAGUGCAGGAUUCCCAUACCGGGAGCCGUGCUAUGCCUCCAUCACCAAGUACAAGCCAGCGACGGAGAAGGCAGUGGAGAACGGCGUCGACGACGACGAGGUCCUCUGUGGAACGGCCUACUUAAUAACGUGGGCGCAAUGGAUAGAGAUCAUCGGUUCAGAAGGGGGCGGAAUUGCCUACGACGAGGCUCUGGUGGCCGCGCAGCCAGUCCAUCCAGCCCACCGCCAGCGCUGGGGGGAUCAAAUACGUGUCUUGACGCUGGUCAGUACCAUGGAACGGUGGCCGGAAGCUCGACCCACAGAACGAUAUCUUGUGAGUCUCAUAUUUUCUUUCUUCCCUCCUUUUCUCUCCGUCUCGAAGUCCUGGCGAUCAACACAAAAUAAGCUAACAUUCCUGCCUCCCCGCUCUCGAUCCUUCAAGGGUCUUAUUCUUGAUGGGGCCCAGGCCGCGAACUUUCCACCAUCCUACAUUGAGCGUAUUCGCCAAAAGUAUCCCUGCUAUCAGCCGCCGUCCACAGCGUGGGAGCGCAUGGGGGCAGCUAUCUUCCUGGCCUUCUGGACUCCCGUCAUGUCUCUGCUCAGCACUCUCACCCACUCCACUGCACGCACCGGGCCGGGCAAAGACGGCCACGUUCCUCCUGCAGUGCGGGCCCUAGUCCGCUUCGCCAUGCUGGCUAUGUGGUGGCUCCAUGAUACAAUAUGGGCAGGCAUCUGGGGACGAGGAGACGGCUUAGAUCAGUGAAGAGAUGAGGCAAGACAAGUCUAUUUUCAUUUUUCCACCAUACUUUCAGCGUAUUGCAGCCUGCUCGCAGCGUAUUCUCGUAAAUGCUUGAUGCCCGGUCGAUCACUGAACCGGUGAUCAUGUAGGCGGUAAACGUUUUGAAUCGGCCUACAGCCCUGCUCCUGGACCAAGGUUAAACAUGCAUCCUCAUGUAUCUCACAGUGUAGCCUGCGUAUCACGUUAGUCAACUAGUUAGCAGCAGAAGCAACGCCGUCUCCAAGAACCAAAGAGAGAUGAAGUUGAAGUUGAAGUUGAAAUUUGAAGCUGGAAAAAAAGAAAUUCAGGAUCGACGUUUAGCCUGCUUAGUCACCGAUUUCCUAUUUGGGGAAUCUUGACGACUGCCUUCAGCUUCUGCAUAUUUCUCGCUUAACUCGCAGCAAAACAAACGGCCAGCAGG